Plectropomus leopardus (leopard coralgrouper) is the source of this 1546-nucleotide messenger RNA. Lineage: Eukaryota; Metazoa; Chordata; Actinopteri; Perciformes; Serranidae. The record is from RefSeq and is a predicted model, not a curated record.
GUGCUCGUGCAGACAGCUCCAGCACAAACUGCUGACAGUCUCCUCUGUGCAAUUUUUUCUCUGGCAGCGAACCAAACAGCAGCAGGAGAUGUGCACACAGACCGCAGGCUAAACAGACAACAACAACAAGGUGUUUUCUUCUUUGAAUUGCGCACGACAGCGUUUUACAAACAAGCAAGUUCUUCUUUUUCAGUUGAAAAACUUUUUGCACGGAGCUUACGGAGACAAAAUGUCCCAUGAACACUUGCAGGGACGGUAACGAUGAUAAGACAACCAGAACUACAAAAUUUUAACAGGUUAUUCCUCGUUUCCUUCAUACAUUACAAAAGACCGUCAGUCGCUGGGCAAACCCUCCAUUUCAUGCGGAACCUAAUUGGAGACGUCACCGUGUCAUCACACUCAACACGCGCCCUCGGCCGGAGUAGUAAUGCAGCGCGAGCGCCUGCUCAAAGUCUUGGUAAUCGGUGAUCUUGGAGUCGGUAAAACGUCCAUCAUAAAGCGCUACGUGCACCAGGUGUUCUCCCAGCAUUACCGCGCCACCAUCGGAGUGGACUUCGCCCUCAAGGUGCUCAACUGGGAUCACAAGACGGUGCUGCGGCUGCAGCUGUGGGACAUCGCCGGUCAGGAACGCUAUGGCAACAUGACCCGAGUGUACUACAGAGAGGCUGUAGGGGCUCUCGUCGUCUUCGACAUGACCAGACUGUCCACGUUUCAGGCUGUCCUCAAGUGGAAAGGAGACCUAGACUCAAAGGUCGCCCUUAGCAACGGGACGCCGGUUCCAGCUGUUCUAUUGGCCAACAAGUGCGACCAGCGGAGUCACGGUUUGUGCCCCAAGCUGCCCAAACUGGAGAACUUCUCCAGAGAGUACGGCUUCGUCGGCUGGUACGAAACCUCUGCCAAGCCCUUCACCUCCAUCUUCUCUCUCCAGGACAACACCAACAUCGAUGCCGCCAUCAUGUGCUUGGUGAAGAGCAUCAUGACUCUGGAGGAUGAGAGAGCCGCGAGUGAUGCUAUCGCUGUCGAAGGCAAAAGCGAACCAGUUCUGGUUCUGCCUCGCUUCGACUACAAUGCCAAAGAGAAGGGACUCAGUGGGUGUUCAGGAUGCCAGUCGCUUAAAACCAAAGACACGAGCAACGACUGAUGGAGGGCGGGAUGGACAGGUUUGAACCAAGAAAGGAGAUUUAUUGAAAGAUUAAUAUUUGUCACUUAAAGAGGCAUCUCCUUUCUGCCCUUCUUUUCUCGUCAAAAAAGCAUUAUUUUUGAGAUGUUAGUUGGGAUUUUUCAGAAAACUCCAUAAUAUAAUAUUGUAAUUAUUGUAUUUAUAUAACAGAAAUUGAGCAAAAUAUGACUCCAGUUUUGUUAAUAAAGAUAUUUAAAGAUUUUGCUAACAGUACAACAACUAUUUUUAAGGUUUUAGACAGCUCUAUUUUACAAUGACUUCAUGUUUUAUAAUGGCCUGUUGAAAGUCAUUUCACUUGUGAAUAACAGAUUGAAAACUUCUUGUAAAGCAAUUUUAUAUUCAUAAAAGUGCACCUUUAAUCUCUCA